AUGACCAGCAUCACGCUCUACUACGAUGUCGUCUCACCGUGGACCCUCUUUGCGUACCAGGUUCUGAAGCGAUACCGCCAGCCCUGGGACUUCCAGCUUGUUCUCAAGCCCAUGUUCCUCGGCGGCGUCAUGCAGGCGUCGGGCAACAAGCCGCCCAUCACCGUCAAGAACAAGGGAAUCUGGAUGAACCAGCACGACCUCCCCCUCCAAGCGGCUUUCACUCAGACGCCCUACAAGUUCCCCGAGACCUUCCCGCUCAACACCAUCCAUUGCAUGCGCACGCUCAGGGCAAUUGCGGACGUAGCGCCCGACAAGCUCGAGAAGGCGACCGACUUGUUCUUCGGCGCCAUCUGGAACCCCCCGGCCGGCACCCGGGCUGAAGAAGCCAUCAAGCCGUCGGCCUUCCCCAAGCUCCUCGGCACCAACGGCCUCUUCUCCGGUGACGAGAUUGAGAACAUCAUGGAGCUUUCAACUAGCGAUGACAUCAAGAACAAGCUCAAGACGGAAUCGGGACAGUUGGUGGAAGAGGGUGCUUUCGGUUUCCCCUGGAUGGUCGCCAAGCGCUCCGAUGGCCAAACCCGCCCCUUCUUUGGCUCGGACCGCUUUGAGCAUAUGGCUUUCUGGCUUGGCAAGGAGUGGAAAGGACCGCUCCCCGAUGGCAGGAAGCCUGCAGCCGGCCUUCCCAAGCUGUGA
Molecule: messenger RNA, 693 nt
Organism: Rhodotorula toruloides NP11
Lineage: Eukaryota; Fungi; Basidiomycota; Microbotryomycetes; Sporidiobolales; Sporidiobolaceae
Product: glutathione S-transferase kappa 1
Exons: 7
Coding region: 1-693 (230 amino acids)
Biological process (GO): glutathione metabolic process
Cellular component (GO): mitochondrion; peroxisome
Molecular function (GO): glutathione transferase activity; glutathione peroxidase activity
Source: RefSeq, a predicted model, not a curated record